AACAAAACACUUUUCCGUCCUGCGGAGUUCAGGCAUUGUUUCUAGUCGGAUCUUUUCGAGUGACGGACACAUCAGACAAGCGGCAGCAACGUAAGCCUCACUUUUGAGAGCUUCACCACGAAACUUGGUCAGAUCGUUACGUCAGUGAAGACCCUCUUACCCUUAAGCAGCAGGGGUGGAACUCCAGGAUGGAGCAGGAGGAACCACAGCCUAUCCACAUUAAAGGGGAAAGGGAGGGGCCCCAGCCUCCCAACAUUAAAAAGGAAGAAGAAGGGCCCCAGCCUCCGCGCAUUAAAGAGGAAGAGGAGGAGCCACAGCCUGCGUACAUGAAAGUAGAAGAAGAGGAGGAACCAAAACCUCACCACAUUAAAGAGGAAAAGGAGGAGCCACAGCCCCUCCACAUAAAAAAGGAAGAGGAGGAGCCCCAGCCACCCUACAUUAAGGAAGAAGAGCAGGAUCAUGGCAUCAGUCAGGAGGGAGAGCAUCUUGAAGGACCGGAGGAGUUCCCAGAGAUUGGUGUCCCUGUGACGAAUGAGGAUGUUGAGGACAAAGGUCAAAGUGAGGAGAAGAGAGAGGUGGAGCCUGCAAGCAGCAGCUCCACUCAUCACAUGACAACAGAAGCUGAUGGAGACCACUGUGGAGGAUCACAAGCAGACAACCUCUUAGCUCCACUAUCAGAUAGUGACGACAUAACGUCACACUCUCCUGACACUGAUGAUGAAGACUCUGAAGCUGAUAUGACAUGUCACACUGACAACACACGCUGGAAAUGCUCUCAGUGUGAUAAAACUUUUGUUUACAAGAGAAAUCUGAAAAUGCACAUGAGAUAUCACAAAGGAAAGAAACCUUUCACCUGCUCCGUUUGUGGUAAAAUAUUCUCCCAGCGGUCAAAUCUGAAAGUGCAUAGAAGAACACACAUUGGAGAAAAAGCUUUUCCUUGCACGACGUGUGGCAAAAGGUUCUCUCGGCGGUCGUGUUUGAAAGAACACGCAAGAAUACACACUGACAAUAAACCUUUUACUUGCACGGUGUGUGGUAAAAGGUUCUCUAGAAAGGAUGUUUUAAAAACACACACAAGGAUGCACACUGGAGAGAAACCUUUUUCCUGAUCGUUUGUGGUAAAGAAUUCACUGAGAAGUCGCAUUUGAGAAAACGCACAAGAAUACACGCUGGAGAGAAACCUUUUUCCUGCGCAGUUUGUGGUAAAAGUUUCAUUCGGAAGAUAACUUUGACAGUGCACACACUUGAGGAAAAAAUAAAUUGUUGUUUAACGUGUGAUCAGGAACUAUGAAUAAGCAAGACAGUAUGUCGCGCCCUGUGAUUUACACGUUAACGGAAUCUACGUGAAAACUGACAAAGUCAGUGAAGUGCUGUCAACGUGAAAAGGAACUCCUGUGUGGGGGAAGUAUUUCCACAGCCAACCGUUCGUUCGUGGCGGCAUCUCUUCACAAAAUCCUUGAACGCUCAUGUUGUCAAAAAACGUAAUUUUGAUGCUCUCUAUGUCCUUGAUCUAUGGUGAAUUAACA
This is a messenger RNA of Dunckerocampus dactyliophorus (ringed pipefish), 1526 nucleotides long. RefSeq names its product zinc finger protein 771-like. Lineage: Eukaryota; Metazoa; Chordata; Actinopteri; Syngnathiformes; Syngnathidae. Gene Ontology annotation, biological process: regulation of transcription by RNA polymerase II. The record is from RefSeq and is a predicted model, not a curated record. Gene Ontology annotation, molecular function: DNA-binding transcription factor activity; RNA polymerase II cis-regulatory region sequence-specific DNA binding. The transcript is spliced from 2 exons. Bases 189 to 1109 code for a protein of 306 amino acids.